AUGGAUAACGCUGAAGCAUCCACUCCAUUGCCAUUUCAACUACUAAAACUCCCUGCAGUUGCAUUGAAUCAAGUGGUCAGGAUGAUGCAUGGAAGUGAGAUAAUGAAACUUUCAAUGUGCUCUCAUCGACUGGAAUUAUUUAUGAAAUUAUGGAAGUACAAGCUCAAAAGACUCGAAGUUCAUUUAAAACAUGAAUCUCUGAAUUUCAAGCUAACAAAAGCUUGCAUAGUUUUCAGGGAUAGAGAGCUGAAGCCCCAUUUAGAGCCUGUAACCAAGAUGUCCCAGUUAUGUGGCAGAUUAAAGGAAAACGUGUGCUCGACAGAACUUGUUCUGUUUUUUUCCCGGGAAACCAUGUUUGAUUUAUACUAUCUUGUCAUGUCACUUUUUGCACCUGCCGCUAUCCAAUGGGUACUUAACAUAGAGGAGUUACCACGAGAGACUCUUCUGAGAUAUUUGGACAAGGGAUUGUCUGAAAACUGUUCUGAAAUCAGUAUUGAAAAUGGAAAUCUGAGUAUUGAGCGGUUAACAGAACUGAUGGACAGAAUACCGGUAACAAAAGGACUAAAAGUUACUUCAUGGAUUCCAUCAAAGUUUAAACAUCCAAAUGCAUUUAAAUAUCGGACUAUUUGGUAUGAAGUGGCACAUUGGGUUACUCUGGAUGACCUCAAGUCCAUUAGAAAUGCUGAUUCAGUUGUAUUAAAAUGGACAAGUUUUGAUUCUAAGGAUUUGAACGAGUUUCUGAGAUAUUGGGUUGAUUGUGAAGAAGAAAUGAUGAAGCAGUUGAUGUUUGGAAUACACAAAGUAAUCGAUAAGAAUAUUCUCACUGAUCAACUUUUGGUUUUGGGUGCUAAGGAUGGAUUGUUACCACAUUACCACUUAAAAAAGAUAAAUCAUAAAACGGGAAAGAUUGUGGUAGGUCGUGUGGAAAUCAGUUACGGAAUAUUUAUGCAGCUUCGCACGUAUGAUAUAGAUCACUGUCCUCGUUCACUAGCUAUUCUGGAAGAGAUGGAGAAAGAGGCAGCAUUGAAAAAGUAA
Caenorhabditis remanei is the source of this 1035-nucleotide messenger RNA. RefSeq lists its product as uncharacterized. The coding region runs from base 1 to 1035 and encodes 344 amino acids. The transcript is spliced from 5 exons. The record is from RefSeq and is a predicted model, not a curated record. Lineage: Eukaryota; Metazoa; Nematoda; Chromadorea; Rhabditida; Rhabditidae. Gene Ontology annotation, molecular function: protein binding.